AUGGCUCUCCAUGUUGGAACUGAACUCCGGAUCGUGUUGUUUGGAAAAACCGGAGUAGGAAAAAGCUCAGCCGGGAACACCAUCUUAGGAUCGAUCCAGUUUCACACAGAACUCGGUUCUUCAUCAGUUACCAGACGCUGUCAGAAACAGAGUUCUACUGUUGGGGGGAGAACAGUGAGGGUUGUAGACACUCCAGAUUUUUUCUUUAACACUUAUGAAGAAGAUCUGAGAUCAGAGAUAGAGAAAAGUGUGAUUCUGUCUUCUCCAGGAGUCCAUGCCUUCCUCUUCAUACUGAAACCCACCACCUUUACCAAGCAAGAGGCAGAUAUGAUGCUGCUGUUUGAGCAGAGUUAUGGAGAGGAAGCGUUUAACCACACUGUAAUCCUCUUCACACACGGAGAUCAGCUGAAUAACUCACAGAUACAAACACUGAUCUCACAGAACCAGAUGUUAGAGAAUCUGGUAAAUCUCUGUGGAGGAAGAUUUCAUCUACUCAAUAAUAAAGAUCCAGAUAACAGACAGCAGGUGACUGAGCUUCUGCAGAAGAUAGAUCACAUGGUGUCUGAGAAUGAGAGCAGAUGCUACACACUGGAGAUGCUGCAAGAGGCUGAGAGGAAAGCAGAACAGCAGAGAGAAAGGAUUGUAGAAGAGCAAUGCCAAGAGAAAGAGAGAAAAGAGAGAGAACACCAGAUGAAUUUGGAGAGAGUGAGGAGAGAGACAGAGGAACGUGUGCGCAAGGAGGAAAUUAAAAAUAUGGCCAAAGAAGAGGAGAUGAGGCCAGAGAGUGCAGACCUUAGGAAUGUAGACAUUAAGAAACAUUUUUGGGAGAUAUGUGCUAUUUUGAUGUGCUAUCAAUUGAAGUCCAAGCGAUUUUGA
Molecule: messenger RNA, 876 nt
Organism: Astyanax mexicanus (Mexican tetra)
Lineage: Eukaryota; Metazoa; Chordata; Actinopteri; Characiformes; Acestrorhamphidae
Product: GTPase IMAP family member 4-like
Exons: 2
Coding region: 1-876 (291 amino acids)
Molecular function (GO): GTP binding
Source: RefSeq, a predicted model, not a curated record